Messenger RNA from Rhagoletis pomonella (apple maggot), 2164 nucleotides. RefSeq lists its product as uncharacterized. Lineage: Eukaryota; Metazoa; Arthropoda; Insecta; Diptera; Tephritidae. Bases 479 to 1543 code for a protein of 354 amino acids. The record is from RefSeq and is a predicted model, not a curated record. The transcript is spliced from 2 exons.
UUGUACUUUUGACUAGUUUUCGGUUCCGCAUUGCGAGCGUUUUAUUACCCUCUCCACAAGCCGGCAAAAGUGGGCAAAUUAAAGCUAUGCAGCUGUAGUGGAAUUUAGUUAACGCAGAUAUUUCGAGACAUAACGACCGUAGAACGCGACGGCUGAACGCGCUUCGAACGAGAACAAAAAAAAAAUUUUUUUAAACUAAAACUUUAUAAGAAUAUUUAAGAAAAUAUUGCAAAUCGCGGCGACACUGAUCUCAAAUUGUAGAAGAGAAUGCUAUAAAAAAAUCGAAAACGUGCGAAAGCAAUUACAUUUGAAAAAGUUAACGGUAAAAGAAUACUAAGACUUUGCGAAUUUCAUAAAAAGCGCUUGUGAUAAAAAAAUACUUCAACUAAGAAACGUUUCCUUAUUUGAAAAACGAAAAAGACUACGCAUAAAUACAAAACAUCAACACAAUACAUAUCAAUCAACUGCAGCAAUAGCCAUGGAUUUCGAUUACCACGAAUACCUCGCAUAUCUGGAGACCUUCUGUGUCUACUUCCCCUACCUCCUCUACACAUUCGUCUUCCUUACACUCAUACCCAAAUCCCUGUGCCGCAUUAAGACCUUCGCCGAUGCCGACUACGAGGCCAAUCGUCACAAAUACCAUCGCUGCUAUGCGCCGGACAUUUGCUGUCACACACUGGGCGAGCCCAUGCCCAAGCCUAAGCCACGCAAGGCCGUUACACGCGUCUACCCGAAGCGGCACAGCACAGCGGGCACCACAGAAACGCACUACGCCAAACGGCAGGAUACGCACGCCAAUCAUAUCAAGCGACAGGUAGAACCUGCCUCCAUACAAACCAACACACAUGUCAAUCAAAUUGCAAAAUUGUUCGAGAACGUGCCCACAGUAACCGUAGCACCAGUGUUGUUGGGCAAGAAAAUCAACCGCGUCACACCGACCAUACAGUGUCAGGAUGCAGACGAUACGCCAACUGCAGCGGUUACACCGCCAAAGUCCGCGCUUAACGCCUCGCGCCUCUCUCAGCUCCUUUCGCAGGAGCAGCUGGAGAGUUCGCUGAGUUUGCUGCAACAAGCAAACGCCGAUGAAGAUCACAACACGUGGAGUACGCGCCACGAAUCACCGCCACAACGACGUGCGCGACGCGAGGCGCCCAAUUCGCUGGCAUACGGCGCCGGCACUUCCACUACGCCAUCAACAGCGUCGCCAGCUGCCUCCUCAUCACGCUCCGAAUCACCGGCGCCACUAUCGUCAUCACCACUCGCCUCGCCGGUACUCUUCCGGCCACAGUUGAGUAUGAAAUCCAGUUUGGAGGAUAUUUUCGCGGCGAUUGCACGCAAUGCAGAGAAGAGCGAGAAUUUCAUUUAUGCCGGCUGCAAAUCACUGUCGCCAGUCACCUCCAUCGAUGAUAUACUAUCACAGCGUCGCCUGUCACGCCCACUCUCCGCAUACUCGAUCAGUGAUCUGUUGAACGAGGAAAGCACGACGGCGGCGUUAGAUGAAGCGCGCGUGGAGAAUUUCCUCACUGCGCUUAACACAACAUGAGGAGGCCGGUGGGGGGUGGAAUCGCCUGACAGUAUACUUGGAUGGUUUGGCUACGGCUGUGAAGUAGUUUGCACUGCACACUUUGGCGUUUAGUUGUUAUAUGAAUUAAUGUAUGUAUGUGUGAGGAUAUGUAGCGUUGUGUGUGUAAGUAGUUAAAUUGUUAGUCCUAAGAAAUGUAGCGUUGUGGAAGUUGACAGCUGGCGGUUAGUAGUCGUAAUGAAAUGUCAAAGUGCCAUGCAAAAAGCGCCUCACACACAACAGCGUUCGCUGCAUAUUUCCCGCAAUUGCACAGCCAGUGCGCCACGGCGCAGUUCGCUGGCAACCAGCUGCAGCUGCAGCUGUUCCAUCGAUGAGUCACACCAGUCAGCCGAAUGUCAGUCAAAAGUCAGCGAACUGAGCUUGCGAAAUUUAAAUAUUUUCCAUUUUUUUUCUUGUCUAAGAAAUGACGGUGUUUGUUUACAGCGAAAUUUGUUUCGUAUUUUUAAAAGCAGGGAACUCCAUGCAAAACUGUGAAUAUCCGAUUAAGUUUUUUUAUGACUUUAUUAUUGUGUAACUUUUUGUAUAUAAAAAUAAUUUGUAAUUAAUAUUUCUUGUAUUUGUGAAAAAAGCAUACAUACACAU